This is a messenger RNA of Piliocolobus tephrosceles (Ugandan red Colobus), 1851 nucleotides long. RefSeq names its product mitochondrial ribosomal protein L1 (gene MRPL1). Gene Ontology annotation, cellular component: large ribosomal subunit; mitochondrion. Bases 696 to 1670 code for a protein of 324 amino acids. Gene Ontology annotation, molecular function: RNA binding; structural constituent of ribosome. NCBI's taxonomy places the organism in Eukaryota, Metazoa, Chordata, Mammalia, Primates, Cercopithecidae. Gene Ontology annotation, biological process: translation. The record is from RefSeq and is a predicted model, not a curated record. The transcript is spliced from 9 exons.
AAUGACUUGUGCGUGGGUCUUGGAGCUGCCAUUUUAAAACUAGAAAUGUUUUAUAAAUGUCAAGUAUUAUUAUUCAAUUGAUCCUAAUGGCAAGUCUACUCGCUUGCCAGCAGGGGGUAAAUGUAAAGAUUAAUGUAAGAUUUUAAAGCUAAGGCUGAUCUUGCGCUGAGAGAAAGUUUGACAAUUAACAAAAAAAGUUUGUCAAUGAGUUGGACACCUCCCCUGGGUAACGGCGAAACGUCUAGAGAAAUUUUUAAAGAAGUCUUUCCAAGGCCGGAAAAGUGGCGAAGGAAGCUAGUGGACUUCAGGGUUUUUGUUUUUCAAGAUUUUACAUUGGGUAUUAAGUACUCUCACAGCCUGUUAAAACUGUCGCUCUGAGUACACUUGCAAAACCAAAAAAGAAAAAGAGGAAGAAGAAAGGAUUAAAAUAAUCACGGCAUCGCCAACAGGAUCGUAUUUUCCCGAAGGUGGUUAACCAGCCAUACCGGAACCACGAAACACAGAGUCCUGUGCAGCACGGAGGACUAACAGUAACACCGCCACGCCGGCAGCAAAGUUCAUUUUGGUUCCCGCCCCGUUCCUCUUGCUUCUUUUAACUCCUUCCCCCUUUGCCGAUUCUAGAACGGAACCCUUUUUUAAUUCUUCCCAAUAGAAACGUAGGAACAAUUUCGUGAACGCAAUCCGGAGUGCCCAACAUGGCGGCGGCCGUAAGGUGCAUGGGUAGAGCCUUGAUACAUCAUCAAAGGCAUAGCCUUUCCAAGAUGGUUUAUCAGACAUCAGUUUGUUCUUGUUCUGUAAACAUUCAAGUGCCCAACAGACAUUUUGCUGCUGCUACAAAGUCUGCAAAGAAAACAAAACAUGGUGCUAAAGAUAAAACACCAGAUGAAAAAAAAGAUGAAAUAGAAAAAAUAAAAGCAUAUCCCUAUAUGGAAGGCGAACCUGAGGAUGAUGUCUAUUUAAAACGGUUAUACCCGAGGCAGAUAUAUGAGGUGGAGAAAGCUGUUCACUUACUUAAGAAAUUUCAAGUUCUUGACUUUACUAGUCCAAAGCAAAGUGUUUAUCUUGAUUUGACACUGGAUAUGACACAGGGAAAGAAGAAAAACGUGGCGCCAUUUACCAGUGUUCUUAGUUUGCCAUACCCAUUUGCUUCUGAAAUCAAUAAAGUCGCUGUAUUUACAGAGAAUGCAUCUGAGGUCAAAAUAGCAGAAGAAAAUGGAGCUGCAUUUGCAGGAGGCACUAGUCUGAUACAGAAGAUUUGGGAUGAUGAAAUUGUUGUAGACUUUUAUGUAGCUGUUCCAGAAAUAAUGCCUGAACUUAAUCGAUUAAAGAAGAAGCUGGGUAAAAGAUUUCCAAAGGUUUCUCGAAAUUCCAUUGGCCAUGACAUCCCCAAAAUGCUUGAAUUCUUCAAAAAUGGACAUGAAAUUAAGGUAGAUGAAGAAAGGGAGAAUUUUCUGCAGACCAAAAUAGCAACAUUGGAUAUGUCAAGUGACCAGAUAGCUGCCAAUCUGCAAGCAGUUAUUAAUGAAGUUUGUAGGCACAGAUCACUGAAUUUUGGUCCCUUUGUGAUACGUGCUUUCCUUCGUAGUUCAACAAGUGAAGGUUUAUUACUGAAGAUUGAUCCAUUGUUGCCUAAAGAAGUAAAAAAUGAAGAAAGUAAAAAAGACACCUAACUGUGUUGAAUUGUGAAAUUACUUUAAGUGGUUUAAGAAGCAAUGGAGAAAAUUAUAAAACUACAUAAUUUUUACAUUUGAUGUCUCGUUAUUGAUCAUACUUGAAAGUGAACUUUAACACUGAAAAAUCUUAGUCAUUUCAAGAAUAAGAAAAUAAAAUUUUCUCUUUGUCUGAACCUGC